This is a messenger RNA of Hansenula ciferrii, 1284 nucleotides long. Its product is annotated as 5'-AMP-activated protein kinase subunit beta-1. Gene Ontology annotation, molecular function: protein kinase binding. The record is from RefSeq and is a predicted model, not a curated record. Bases 1 to 1284 code for a protein of 427 amino acids. The transcript has a single exon. NCBI's taxonomy places the organism in Eukaryota, Fungi, Ascomycota, Saccharomycetes, Phaffomycetales, Wickerhamomycetaceae. Gene Ontology annotation, cellular component: cytoplasm; nucleotide-activated protein kinase complex; nucleus. Gene Ontology annotation, biological process: signal transduction.
AUGGGGAAUAAUACUUCAAUACCAAACAAUGUCAAAAGGAAAUCAUCAAUGUCUAAAAGAUCAAAAGAUCAGACAAAAUCAAUAGGAAAUCAUGUAAAUAAACAACAAAAAAAUAACAGUAAUACAGCAGCUACUCAAAAUUUAACAAUUCCUGUUAAUACAGAAAAUGGUUAUCCACUUCCAUAUAAACCCAAAGCUAUAGUAUCACCAAAUAUUUUCUAUGAAAAUACUGCAGAUACUGAUUAUUUCAAUAAUAUUGAUCAUAAUAUUGAUUCAAGAUUAAAUUCUACAACUUCAAAUUCUGCAGCAUCAGGUUCAAAUAAUAUUCAUAAUAAUGGUGAUAUUAUGAGUGGUGGAUCAUAUGAAGAUGAUGAUUAUGAUAUUGAUGAAGAUUUAAUUAAUAAAACUUCUAAGAAUUUAACUCAUAGUGAAUAUACUGAUAUGAAAAAUGUUUUAAUCAAAUUUGUUAAUUAUGAUGAAAAUUUAUCUCAAAAUCAUGAUGCUGGUCAUUAUGAAGAUAUAAAUGAAAAAGAUAAAAUUAAUCAAAUUGAAGAAGAUCAAGUAUUUAUUAUUGGGAAUUUUAAUGAAUGGUCUAAAAAAAUUAAACUACAUAAAGAUCCAAAUGAUGGAAUUUAUAAAAUUUUCAUUGGAUUACCAUUCGGUAUUUAUAAAGUUAAAUUUCUGGUUAAUGAUGAUGUAAGAUAUAGUGAAAACUUACCAAUUGCUACUGAUAAAUCUGGGAAUGUUGUUAAUUGGUUUGAAGUUGAUGAAAAUGAUUCUAAUGUUUUCGAAGCUGGUAUAAUUGAACAAGAUAAAAUUAUUAGUAAUAAAAAUAAAUCAACAGCUUCAUUCCAUCAUAAUCAUCAUUCACAUAAUCAAGAUCAUACAAACUCUCAACUAUCUAUAUCUGAAUAUCAACAAUCCACAGGAGAAUAUUCACAAGAGAUUCCUGUGAUGUUUCAUCAAAGUGAUGAAAUAUUACCAGUUGAUGAAGAAUUUUUAAGAAGAAAUCCAAUACCUGAAUUACCAAUUUAUUUAAAUAAUAACGUCUUGAAUAAUCAUUUCAACAAACAUCAUAAUUCAAACUUACAAGAUGUUCAAUUACAGAAAAAUAAGAAUAAUAUAAUAUCAUCAGGUUUAAAUUCACAUAUUAUACCUCAUGUUAAUUUAAAUCAUUUAUUAACUUCAAAUAUUAAGAAUAAUGUCUUGAGUGUUGCUUGUACAACACGUUAUUCAGGGAAAUUCAUUACACAAAUCAUGUAUUCACCAAGUGGGAAUGAAUAG